AUGGCGGCAGCGACCGCUUCGUCUCCAAGGGAGCGAAAGCCUUCCACCAGUGCUCCCAUUUCCACCCUUCAGGGUCCUGUCGGACCUGGCUUCACUCGUCCCAAGCAUAAGCGUACCGCUACAGGCUUCGGAGCGAGUGACAUCAAGGCAGUCGAGUCAAGCAUUCCCGAGCAUAUGCGAGAGGCAUGGAGGAAAUAUUCCCCGUCAGGCUUCACGACAAAGGACCAGUUCGAGACCGAAAUUGUCAGGCAUAUCGAGACCACCCUGGCAAGAUCAUUGUUUAACUGCGAUGAGCUCGCGGCAUACUCGGGAACAGCUUUGGCUUUCCGAGAUCGUCUGAUCAUGGAUUGGAACAAGACUCAGCAGAGGCAGACAUUCGCCGAUCAGAAGAGAAUCUACUACUUGUCGCUCGAGUUUUUGAUGGGAAGAGCGCUUGACAAUGCUAUGCUCAAUGUGGGAUUGAAGAAUGUUGCAAAAGAGGGUCUGGCGGAUCUCGGUUUCCGCAUCGAAGACGUGAUCAAUCAAGAGCACGAUGCUGCUCUUGGAAACGGUGGUCUCGGACGACUCGCCGCAUGCUUCCUUGACAGUAUGGCAUCACUCAACUACCCAGCCUGGGGCUAUGGCCUGCGAUACCGAUACGGUAUCUUCAAGCAAGAGAUUGAGAACGGAUACCAAGUGGAAAUUCCCGAUUAUUGGUUGGACUUCAACCCUUGGGAGUUUGCCCGACACGAUGUCACUGUGGACGUCCAGUUCUACGGCUGGGUCAACAAGUACACCGAUGAUGAAGGUAAGCAGAUUGUCUCUUGGCAAGACGGCGAGAUAGUCACUGCGGUCGCCUACGAUGUACCUGUUCCAGGCUACGGAACUCCCACUGUGAACAAUCUGCGAUUGUGGUCGAGCAAAGCUUCAAGUGGAGAAUUUGACUUCUCCAAAUUCAAUUCGGGAGAAUACGAAAGCGCAGUUGCUGACCAGCAGCGCGCCGAGACCAUCUCAGCUGUGCUGUAUCCCAACGACAACCUCGAGCGAGGCAAGGAGUUGCGCCUGAAGCAACAGUACUUCUGGUGUGCUGCCUCCCUGUUCGAUAUCGUCCGUCGGUUCAAGAAGACCAAUCGCAAGUGGUCCGAAUUCCCCGAUCAGGUUGCAAUUCAACUGAACGACACCCACCCAACCCUCGCAGUCGUCGAAUUGCAGCGAAUUCUGGUGGACAAGGAGGGUUUGGAAUGGCAAACCGCUUGGGAUAUUGUGACCAAGACAUUCAGCUACACCAACCACACAGUCUUGCCCGAAGCACUGGAAAAAUGGUCUGUCCCGUUGAUUCAGAACUUGCUGCCCCGGCAUCUUCAGAUCAUUUACGAGAUCAAUCUUUCCUUCCUGCAGACAGUUGAGCGUCGGUUCCCAAAGGACCGUGAGCUUCUCGGCAGAGUCUCCCUUAUUGAAGAAUCCCAGCCAAAGACUGUUCGCAUGGCAUAUUUGGCCAUUGUGGGUUCGCACAAGGUCAACGGCGUGGCCGAAUUGCACUCAGACUUGAUCAAGACGACCAUCUUCAAGGAUUUCGUCAGAAUCUAUGGCCCUGACAAGUUUAUCAAUGUCACCAAUGGCAUCACUCCCAGACGAUGGUUACACCAGGCCAACCCUCGCCUCUCUGAGCUCAUUGCUUCGAAGCUGGGUAGCUAUGAAUUCUUGAAGGAUCUGACUCUCUUGAAUAAGCUUGAGCCAUUCGUUGAUGACAAAGAGUUCAAAAAGGAGUGGGCUGAGAUCAAAUAUGCCAAUAAGGUCCGCCUUGCCCAGCACAUCCUCAAGACAACCGGUGUGAGUGUCAACCCCAAGGCUUUGUUUGAUGUUCAAGUCAAACGUAUUCACGAAUACAAACGACAACAACUCAACGUUUUCGGUGUCAUUCAUCGCUAUCUCGCCAUCAAAUCACUGAGUUCUGAGGAGCGCAAGAAACUAGCCCCCAGAGUGACGAUCUUUGGUGGCAAGGCAGCUCCAGGCUACUGGAUGGCCAAGACCAUUAUCCAUUUGAUCAACAAGGUCGGAGAGGUCAUCAACAACGACCCUGAUGUUGGAGACCUUCUGAAGGUUAUUUUCUUGGAAGAUUAUAAUGUCAGCAAGGCUGAAAUCAUCAUUCCAGCUUCCGAUAUCAGUGAACACAUUUCUACUGCGGGUACCGAGGCCUCUGGUACAAGUAACAUGAAGUUUGUCCUCAAUGGUGGCUUGAUCAUUGGUACCCUUGAUGGUGCCAACAUUGAGAUCACCAGAGAAAUUGGCGAACAGAACGUGUUUUUGUUUGGCAAUCUUUCCGAGGAUGUUGAAGAUCUGAGACACAACCACUUCUAUGGUGAUUAUCAAGUGGACCCUGAACUUCAGAAGGUCUUUGAUCUUAUCAAAUCUGGCAAAUUCGGCGACGAAGGUUCGUUCGGCGCCCUCAUCGGCGCUAUCACUGAGCAUGGCGACUAUUACCUGGUGAGCGAUGAUUUCAACAGCUACACCAAGACACAAGAUCUCAUCGAUGAGACCUUCAAGAAUCAGGAUGAGUGGGUCACCAAAUGCAUUACGAGCGUGGCCAGAAUGGGAUUCUUCACAUCAGAUCGAUGCAUCAAUGAGUAUGCCGACACUAUCUGGAACAUUGAGCCUUUGGAUGUUGCAGAGGAAAAGCAGGUCCGAGCACGCACAGGAUUGGACUCCUAG
Exophiala bonariae is the source of this 2688-nucleotide messenger RNA. It is a transcript of the gene GPH1, whose product is annotated as Non-essential glycogen phosphorylase. NCBI's taxonomy places the organism in Eukaryota, Fungi, Ascomycota, Eurotiomycetes, Chaetothyriales, Herpotrichiellaceae. Bases 1 to 2688 code for a protein of 895 amino acids. The transcript has 10 exons. Gene Ontology annotation, biological process: glycogen catabolic process. Gene Ontology annotation, molecular function: pyridoxal phosphate binding; glycogen phosphorylase activity. Gene Ontology annotation, cellular component: cytoplasm. The record is from RefSeq and is a predicted model, not a curated record.